Messenger RNA from Daphnia magna, 2130 nucleotides. It is a transcript of the gene tsl, whose product is annotated as torso-like protein. The record is from RefSeq and is a predicted model, not a curated record. The transcript is spliced from 6 exons. The coding region runs from base 732 to 2015 and encodes 427 amino acids. NCBI's taxonomy places the organism in Eukaryota, Metazoa, Arthropoda, Branchiopoda, Diplostraca, Daphniidae.
CCUUCAUCAAAAAAAUAUUCUCAUUGUAUUCUCGUUUUCGAAGGAAAACAUUUGGAGGUGUAAACCUAUUUAUUCACCAACGAGGUCGUCCUCAUUGAAGCCCUUUAAUUUUAUAUUUACUUGCGAAUAUGAAGAAAUAUAAUAACGCCCAUUCACCUGUACACAACGGUACAGGUCAAUGUCGAAUGGCAACUUGAAUACGCGAGGAAAAGGGAAAGUUACGCCACCCUUUUUCUUAUCCAGCUGGAUUUAGACUGUGUCACGUCAGUCACUUUUAUUCAGAAACAAUCCACACACAUAUUUUCAAUCGGAUUCUAACAUUCACGACGCGACGAAGAAAGUGAAAGUUAAUCUCAUUGCAAACGGCAAAGAAAAUUUGCAUCAGCUGCUAGUAUACAGUUUCAUUUUUUCCAUUAGUUUUCGACUGGUGACCACGAAAAAACUUGCAUAUAUUUUGUGUUUUUCAGAGAUCCCGUUUGGCGGUCACCGUCUGUUGCGUCCUCCGAUCAGAUUGUUAAGUUUUUCACCAAUCCUCGUGAGUCAUACGCCCACGGUCAUCAAAAAGCACUUAAAGAAAAUGAAGAAAUUACAGCACCCACAUGUGCUUUUUAGAUGCCUAGUGGAAUUUCUCAAUUGCUCUCGACAUCAACGAGUGGACGUGCACGUCCAGGCGUCAGUUGAUUUCCGACCGGGCUUGCCGACGGGUCGGCCAUGCCAAUAGUUGCCAAAAAAUGACGAAACGUAACCACAUUAUUGGCAUCAUCCUAGUGAAUGUGAUUUGCUGUUUUGUGGCAUUUCUUACGGCGGUCGAUUGCCUUCCUCAGCAGCCAAAUUCUCGACGCAAGGCAAUCGUCCUUCGUAGUUUACAGCAAGUUUCGUCAUCCGCCAAUAAUUCGCUAUUGAACGGCCACGAUACGGAUGCUAUUCUCCCGGUUGGAGAAGCUUUCAAUCUUUUUCAGAGCUACGGUUUAUUAGCAUUCAAUAUCAACGUGGCACCGUUGAUCCUCGUAUCAGCUCCAAGCAGCCGGGCAAUCGCCAAUGCAAACGGCUCACCGACGCAGCCUUUUUCGCUGCCGUUGUUCCAGAUGACGACGCAUCCAGUUUUGGAUCAGAAGCUCUACAUCCCAGAGAACAGCCGUCCUCACAUGAAUAAUGCCAGAGGGCACCAACAGCUGAUGGAGGUGAUGGAUCGCUCCGUUCGACUUCACCUAUGUCGUACUACCGAAGAUUUAAUGAUUCGAUUUCUGUCUGGUUUCACUGUUGACGGAUUGUCAAAACCCUGGUGGGCAUUUGCUGCCGCCUGGAAGAAGCACGUCAUUCCUAGAAUUUACGGCGUUCCACCUAGUUACCUGAAUGAUGACAAUGUCUUCCUCUUGGUCCGAAUUGAGAAGCGUUCUAUUGUAGGAUCAAUUAAUGGUUCCAUGCUACUAGAACCCGAUUUGAUGGCCAAGUUACCCUCUCCUAGUGUACCAGAUAUCAGCGGAAAAGUAGACACUGGAACAGAUGCUAGUAGCAAACAGUGGCGUUCGGCUGUCGAAUUUUUCCUGCAAUUUGGAACGCACAUUAUUACCGACUACUCGGUUGGAGAUGCUUUGUUCCAGGUAAUUGUCUACAACGCUUCAUCGCUGCCAUUAUUAUCCGAAAAAAUGGUCCAGCUGCGAGCUGAACAAUUCAAUCCGGUGAACGCUACUAAAUUCGACUGGAACAAAUUGCUGCUUAGCCAUCCAACGCCAGUCCAUGUAGGAAAAUUACAGUUGAUCAGUGGCAACCGGACGCUAAUCAAUUGGCUGGAACCACGAUUGGCUGUAAGCACGUUGCCCGAAACAAUUCCUUCAAGCAUUCGCCUUUUGGGAGCACCAGUCCUAUUUAAUCUUUUUUAUCGUCAAAUGCAGCCGCGAGCCGUUUUGAGCAUGAAUAUGGCAACAAUAACGAAAGCAAUACCGGACGUGUCUCUACGCAAAUGGCUCAACGACAUUUUGUUAAAUCUGCUCCGAAUGUGGGAGUACAACAUGUGAUAUACUAAACUACAAUCGAUGUCGUCGUGUAAAAGUUUUUUUUUUUUUUUUUGACGUAGUGAAUGAUGUCGGAAGCGCGCAUCAAUAAACGCAAACAUCUGUCGUGAGUCCAUUA